This is a messenger RNA of Planococcus citri (citrus mealybug), 2572 nucleotides long. Its product is annotated as neprilysin-2-like. The transcript is spliced from 19 exons. Lineage: Eukaryota; Metazoa; Arthropoda; Insecta; Hemiptera; Pseudococcidae. Bases 236 to 2455 code for a protein of 739 amino acids. Gene Ontology annotation, molecular function: metalloendopeptidase activity. Gene Ontology annotation, cellular component: plasma membrane. Gene Ontology annotation, biological process: proteolysis. The record is from RefSeq and is a predicted model, not a curated record.
CUAUUUAGUUUAGUUGCUACCAGUUGACCUGUAGAAGUGCAUCGUGGGCUAUCGAAAUGUCCACACCAUUCGUUCAACGAUCUCAUGUCAAAAUAGUCAAGUUAUAAGUACUUUUGCUCGAUAUUUUUUACAUUAUUUUUUUCAAUUUCGAUUCAUUCGCUCUUCCACUCUCUAUUUAUGUUUUCAAAUUUUUAAAACUCGAGUAGGUAUUUCAAUUGACUGUGCCUAUUUCAAAAUGAGAAGACUAUUUUCAAUCCCUUCUUCGGCAUUAGUUUUAAGCAUACUUUCAUUAGUAUCAACUCAGAACUCGACAAAAAAAAUUUGCGAAACGAAAGAAUGUUUAUCGGCAGCGCAAAAUUUAAAAGAAUCGAUCAACUUUGAAGCGGAUCCUUGUGAUGAUUUCUACAAGUAUGCUUGUGGAAAUUGGCCAAAAGUUCAUGAAAAUCCAAGUUUGAUCCCUGGAAGUACUAUCAGAUUGAGAAAUGACGAAAAUACAGCAGAACUUUACGAUUUUCUCAAAAAGAAUAACACCGAAGAUGAACCUGAAGCUGUCCAUAAAGCUAGGAAAUUAUAUGCGUUAUGUUUAAACAAAACCGCAUACAGCAAUCAGACAGAACCGAUUAAAACCAUUCUACAAAAAAUUGGUCUACCAGUAGUUCCUUCCAUGUAUGAUGUGGAUAAAAACUACGAUUACACGACAGUAUUAGCCAGAGCUGCUAAAUUGGCUGGAAUCAAGAUGUAUUUCGACCUAGGAAUCAGCGCAAAUCCGUAUAAUCGAACAACGAAUAUGAUCGCAUUAGGGAAAAUAGCACCGACAGCUGAACUUGAUCCAACAAUGAUGCCUCUGAUUAGCAAAUCAAGUCCGUCAGAACGAGCAGCAAGAAAAAUUUCCGAAGAAGAAUUUAUGGAUCGAGUGGUUCGUAAAAUGUGCGAAGGGAGUCACUCGACUCCUUGCGUACAAUGGGAUGCAAAUACUCUCUGGGCACGAGAAAUAACGAUUCAAAAAGUUAUAUCGCAAAGAGAUGACCUUACACAAAUCAAACAUAAACCUAUUCCGGCACUGAAUUCUACGCCCAUAGCCAUAUACUCCUUGAAACAACUGCAAAAUUUAACUGACAGCAUUGCAACGGAAGUAAAUACAGUAAUUCCCAAGCUCAACUGGACCAAGUACAUAGAAGAAACUUUCAAAGAUUUGGAUAACGUAACAUUGGAUCUCAGUGAUCCGACAAAAGUUCAAAUCGCCAUUCAAGGUUUGGAAUUCAUCAAAGCAAUAACACGAUUUAUUUACAAAAUUGGAAAUGUGAAAAUGAUAGAGCUAGGACUUUGGUUGGAAGUUGUUUCCAAUCUUUUACCCUACGUUGAUUUGAAAACUUUCGAAGCUAAACAUGAUAUCGAUAAUAAGGAAGACUCUUCAGUUAGAGAACAAACUUGCGCUGAAAUAACGAAAUUAUCAUUUGGUAUGGCAGUUAGUUACGUAUAUGCGACGAAGGAAAAAUAUAUCAACGCCAAGACGGAGAUUCGUCAAAUGUACGGUCAUAUUCGAGACAGUUUCGAACAAAUUAUACAAACAGUGCCCUGGAUGGAUGACAUAACCAGGCAAAGAGCAUUGAAAAAAUUACACGCGGUGAAAUCCUAUAUUGUUUAUCCCAGUGUAAUCAAGACAACAAACAUACUGAAUGACUUCUAUAAAGACGUGAAAAUAUCGGACAAUUUUUACGAUACGAUGAUUACAACAGUUCAGAGUCGAGUGAAAAAGACUCUAAGCAAAUUGAAUCAAAUCAAUGAUCUAAAUGAAGACGAUUGGAUUAUAACUCCCAAUAUUGUCAACGCCAUGUACGAUCCUCAAAAAAAUGCCAUAAUUAUCCCUGCUGGUAUACUUGGAUUAUCAAUUUAUAAUCACAGUUUGCGGGCCUUGGAUUAUGGCGGAUUAGGUUCAAUCGUGGGUCACGAAUUAACUCACGCGUUCGACAACGAAGGACGACGUUUCAAUGAGAUAGGAAAUAUUGAAGACUGGUGGCAACCUGAAACUUUAAAUUCGUACAAAGAAAAGGCCAAAUGUUUCGUUAAAGCUUACGGCAAUUACAGCACAAACUUUGGAGGUAUCCGACAAAAGGUUGACAGUAAAGUAACACUAGGAGAGGAUAUCUCAGAUAAUGGCGGAUUCAAGGAAUCACUUUUCGCUUACAGAAGAUUCAAAUCUGAAUUUGGAGAUGAACCGAUUCUUCCACAGUUUGAAAACUUCACCCACGAACAACUCCUCACAAUAGGAUUUGCCAAUGUGUGGUGUGAAAAUCCAACCAUAGCAUCUACGUUGUUAAACAAAUUCAGCGAUCACAGCCCGGAUCCAGUUCGUGUGAAUGGAGUACUUAAAAAUUCCGAAGAGUUUUCUGAGAUUUGGAAAUGUCCUAAAGGCAGUAAUAUGAACCCAGAUAGUGAUAAAUGUUCUGUUUGGUGAUUUUUCAAGUUAGUUGAGAAUGAAAGUAACUAGAUUACAAUUCAGCAUUAUUUUUUGUAACAUUUUUCACUAUAAAUUAAUGUAAUGGGAAAUAAAUACAGGGUGUUUUACAGGAAA